This is a messenger RNA of Penicillium verrucosum, 861 nucleotides long. RefSeq lists its product as uncharacterized. The transcript has a single exon. The record is from RefSeq and is a predicted model, not a curated record. Bases 1 to 861 code for a protein of 286 amino acids. NCBI's taxonomy places the organism in Eukaryota, Fungi, Ascomycota, Eurotiomycetes, Eurotiales, Aspergillaceae.
AUGAUAUCCCCCACACUCAAAUACGGUAGGCGACAAGCCGUUGGCCGACUACUACAGCAAUGGAUCGAAUGUCCAGAAACCGACCUGUCUGUGCAAUUAUGUCCAAUUCUACCUUCUAAGCUGAAAUUCAAAGACUUCGAGAAGUCCAAGCAACUUGAAAUAGACACGGACACGCCUGCUUAUCUUCCACUCCAGAUUGAACACGAAUUUGGAGACCUCGAAAUAAUGGGACCAACCGGUGGCGCAUGGGAAAAGGUCCACAUAGCUGAAUCUGACGCUCCACUAAACCCUGAACGCCAGGAGAUCAGUACCUGGGAAGGGCUAAUUGCGCCCGGGGUAUUAAUUGUUGAAGAAAUAAAGAGAACAAAGGGUGUAUAUAUGUCGGAAGUCUGCCAAGCCAUUUACCAGAACCACUUCCCGAUUGAUACCUUGAAGUAUGUCUAUAUGCUCGAUGUUUGCAAUAACGAUACCCGUUCGUUUGUCAGGGACGAGCUUUAUACCGAAUAUAAUGGCCUCGCUUGGCCGGAUCAGCAGAUACGUGAUUGGGUAUCUGGAACCCCGGAAUUUGAAGCGUUGCUAGGGACCAAACUUGGACAGACUGUGGCACAUUUGGUCUUGGGGGCCUUUAAACGUGGAACUCGCCGAAUUUCACGGGUCAGAAUCUAUGAUUCGUUUGAAGCCUUGCAAUUACAGUUUGCUAUUGAAGAGAUUGAGCAUAUUGUUCCGACUUACAACCCGGCUCAAAAUCCUUUGGCUCGUAGUACAAGGUCGAUAUCACGCCGCCUCCGAAACAUCGAGUCGAGGAAGCGUAAGGUGGUCUGGGAUGAAGAGACUAAAGGAAAGAAAAUUCGGAUUCAAUGA